Molecule: messenger RNA, 429 nt
Organism: Moneuplotes crassus
Lineage: Eukaryota; Ciliophora; Spirotrichea; Euplotida; Euplotidae
Source: the annotation of a GenBank genome assembly
AUGAAUAAACUAAUUCACUUUGAAGAAAACUUAUCUGAAGAACUUCUCGAUGAGGAUGUCUCUGUAUCAAGAUUAAACAUGUCUCCUAACAUUGAAAAGAAUAUGACUGGGUCUGCAUUCCAUUCCAGCCAUGGCUUCAUGAAACUGGAUGAUAAUGAGUCAUGCUCAGAGCCUGAUUCUGCAUGCAAAUCUCCAUCCUGUGAAAGCAGUACUCUUGAGGUACCUUUAAAUGGUCUUUCUUGUUCUAAAUCCAAGAAGAAUGAUAGAGCUCAGAGAAUAAGUUUGAGGGAUGAAAUUAAGAAUCUUUUGCAUCAAGCAAUAAGAUUAAGGAGUCUUCCAAAUUACAACAAGAAAGAAAAAUAUGAGGAAGUUCCAGCUCUACGUCGACUUAAUGGAGAAGUCACCAUGAGAGACAUUGAAGCUUCUUAA